Molecule: messenger RNA, 614 nt
Organism: Anoplophora glabripennis (Asian longhorned beetle)
Lineage: Eukaryota; Metazoa; Arthropoda; Insecta; Coleoptera; Cerambycidae
Exons: 2
Coding region: 71-412 (113 amino acids)
Source: RefSeq, a predicted model, not a curated record
UAUAGAAGUCAAAUGUUUGGAAAAGGUAGCUCUAUCAGGAAUUACUUUGGCAGAGGCAGUGGAGAAAAAAAUGGUGCCUUGUUUAUAUAAAGACAAAGAUGAAGUGAAAUUGAAAAAAACUCAUAACUAUUACUAUCAAGUACAAGGUCAAUUAGCAAUAACAGGAAGAGUCAUAUGUUAUUUCGUAAUUUACACAGGCGAUAGUAAUGAUCUGUUGAUACAAAAAAUAGCUUCAGACAAACCAUUUAUCGACAAUAUGUUUAAAAAAUUAGAAACAUUCUACAUGGACUGUUUAGCUCCUGAAAUUAUACUUAAUAGAAGAGGAAGAAAUUUGAAAUGUAAAGACCCAACUUAUAUUUUAGAAGCGAAAAGAAACAAAGAAUCAAAGAAAAACAGAAACAGGAACUUUUAAGUAAUAAUUGUACCUAAUAUAAUAUAAUAUAAUAUAAUAUAAUAUAGUCAAUCACGUUAGAUUAAAUAAAUUUGUAAAUACAGUGUGUCCAAUUAAGUCGUCACCAUAUAGGAUACAUACAUACCAUAUGGGAUACAUAGGAUAUAUAUUUUAUUAUUGGUUUUAUGACAAAAAGUUAUUCUUAAUAAAAAGGCUUAAAACC